Messenger RNA from Chaetomium fimeti, 1488 nucleotides. RefSeq names its product chaperonin 10-like protein. The record is from RefSeq and is a predicted model, not a curated record. Bases 325 to 1407 code for a protein of 360 amino acids. The transcript has 3 exons. NCBI's taxonomy places the organism in Eukaryota, Fungi, Ascomycota, Sordariomycetes, Sordariales, Chaetomiaceae. Gene Ontology annotation, molecular function: zinc ion binding; alcohol dehydrogenase (NADP+) activity. Gene Ontology annotation, biological process: alcohol metabolic process.
GCGGGGAUAACGGAGGGGAGCAGCAUCGCCGUCCUGGCGGAAGGGGGGUUCCCCAAAACAAGCCCCAGAUACGGCCAAUUCACCAAUUGGGCCGUUGAACGAUUCCUGGAUAAUAUCACGAUGCCCCAACCUCGAGUGGGGGACGCGGGGUGCCCCUCCUCACCUGGCGUCUUGAAUGGGGCCGUUUAAAACGCGAGACCCAGCUCGUGUUCCAGUUUAUCCCGAAGUGAAUCUGUCAUAUUCUUGCUCCUCUCUCGUUGCUGCUUGUUGAAUUGCAAGGCUCGAUCACCGCUGAAUACCUCCCAAACCGCAAGCCGAUUCAUCAUGUCGUACCCUGAGAAGUUCACCGGGUUCCAGGUCAACGGGCCCGACACCUGGCUGGAAUUCAACAAGAACGAGUUCCAGCCCAAGCCGUUUGGCGACUACGACGUCGACGUCAAGAUUGAGUGCUGCGGCGUUUGCGGCAGCGACCUCCAUACCAUCAGCGGCGGCUGGGGCGAGCAGAAGUUCCCCCUGGCUGUCGGGCACGAGAUCGUUGGGACGGCGGUCCGGGUGGGACCCAAGGUGACGCUGGUCAAGGAGGGGCAGCGCGUGGGCGUGGGCGCGCAGAGCUACUCCUGCCUCGACUGCCGCCAGUGCAUGAACGACAACGAGACGUACUGCAAGAAGCAGCUGGACACGUACGGCGCCGUGUGGCCGGACACGGGCAUCGUCUCGCAGGGCGGUUACUCUUCGCACGUGCGGACACACCAGCACUGGGUGUUCCCCAUCCCCGACGGCCUCGCGAGCACCGUCGCGGCGCCCAUGCUCUGCGCCGGCCUGACGGCCUACUCGCCCCUAGUGCGGAACGGGUGCGGGCCCGGGAAGAAGGUGGGCAUCGUGGGCCUGGGCGGCAUCGGCCACCUCGGGGUGCUGUUCGCGAAGGCACUGGGCGCCGAGGUGUGGGCGAUCAGCCGGACGCAUGCCAAGGAGGCGGACGCGCGCAAGCUGGGGGCGGACGGGUUCCUGGCGACGGCGGACAAGGACUGGAACGCGGCGCACGUCAUGACGUUCGACCUGAUCGUCAACACGGCCAACAGCUUUGACGGGUUCGACCUCGACGCCUACCUGAGCCUGCUCGACGUGCACGCCAAGUGGGUCAGCGUCGGGCUGCCCGAGGGCGACGGCAUCAAGAUCCGCAACCAGACCUUCAUCGACAACGGCUGCUUCUUCGGCAGCUCGCAUCUCGGCAGCAGGAAGGAGACGCUCGAGAUGCUGCAGCUGGCGGCCGACAAGGGGAUCAACACGUGGGUGGAGGAGGUGCCCAUCAACGAGAAGAACCUGGCCGACAUCAUGCAGCGGCUGAACAAGAACGACGUCAAGUACCGAUUCUGCCUGACCAACUACCAGGACCAGUUCGGGGCCUGAUGGGCCUUGAGUGAGUGGUCGGCGGUGGCGGGUGUUAUACAUACUGUAUUAGAGAGCAAGACAAUACAAUCCUCAACCAAA